AUGGUGCAUUCAGUUUCUUCCCUUCUUUCUAUUAUUGUUGUCCUACUCCUGUCUCCAUAUGUAAUUUCAGUUUCAAUCCCAAUUCAGGAUAGCUUCUUAAAAUGUCUCGAGAGGAAUUCUGAAUCACCCUUUCCUUUUUCAACACUCUUGUAUACCCCAAAAAACUCUACAUUCACUACUAUUUUACAAUCUUCUGCUCAAAACCUCAGGUUCACGUUGCCUUCGUCACCGAAACCUGAGUUUAUCUUCACUCCUCUGAAAGAAUCUCACAUCCAGGCUGUAGUUAUUUGCUCUAAAGAGCUUGGGAUUCACCUUAGAAUCCGUAGUGGAGGCCAUGACUACGAGGGACUCUCUUAUGUUUCCGAAAUUGAGAGGCCUUUCAGUGUUGUAGACCUAGCCAAGCUCCGUUCAAUUAGAAUUGACAUCGAGGAUAACAGCGCAUGGGUUCAGGCUGGUGCCACAAAUGGUGAGCUUUACUAUAGAAUAUCGGAGAAAAGCGAAACUCAUGGCUUCCCGGCUGGUACUUGCACAAGUUUAGGCAUGGGUGGGCACGUUUCAGGAGGUGCAUAUGGUGCCAUGUUGAGAAAAUAUGGCCUUGCAGCAGACAACGUCAUCGAUGCACGGAUAAUUGAUGUUCGUGGAAGGCUUCUUGACCGAAAAUCCAUGGGGGAAGAUCUUUUUUGGGCAAUUAGAGGAGGUGCAGGGGGCAGCUUUGGAAUCCUCACCGCGUGGAGGAAGGUAAAACUGGUUCCUGUACCAUCCACCGUGACAGUAUUUACAGUUGCUAAGACCUUAGAACAAGGUGCUAAUAAGAUCCUGUAUAAGUGGCAACAAAUUGCUGAUAAACUAGACGAGGAUCUUUUCAUCAGAGUCUACGUUCAGACAGCUAACACUAGUAAUGAACGUAAAAGAACUAUUACCACAUCUUAUAAUGCCUUGUUUCUUGGUGAUGCCGACAGGCUUCUCCAGGUAACGGAACACAGCUUCCCUGAAUUGGGUUUGGCACGACAGGAUUGUAUCGAAACAAACUGGAUCAAUUCUACUGUAUAUCUCGACGGCUUCCCGAAUAACACUCUACCAGAAGUUUUUCUUGAAAGAAGGAACCUGCUCAAGACCUACUUCAAAGGCAAGUCGGACUACGCCAGAGAAGUCAUACCCGAAACUGCACUUGAAGGGUUAUGGGAAAAGUUGUUUGAAGUAGAGAGUCCUCUAGUAAUAUUGACACCUUAUGGUGGAAUGAUGAGCAAAAUACCAGAAUCUCAGACUCCUUUCCCUCACCGGAAAGGUACCAAGUUCAAGAUUCUGUACUGGUCAAGGUGGCAAGAUGCCGAAGAAAAUGUUGCAAACCAUAUAGAUUUGACGAGGAAGGUUUACAAGUUCUUGGCGCCUUAUGUCUCAAAGUCUCCAAGGGAAGCAUAUGUCAAUUACAGGGAUCUUGAUCUGGGAAUGAACAAGAACAGGAGCACAAGCGUUGAAGAGGCAAGUGCUUUUGGCACCAAGUUCUUCAAGGAUAACUUCUACAGGUUGGUUCAUGUGAAGACCGAAGUUGAUCCUGACAAUUUCUUCAGGCAUGAACAAAGCAUCCCACCUCUUCCACUUCACAUGAGAGGAAGAAACUGAAGAGGAAUUCAUGGCCAGCGAAAGAA
Molecule: messenger RNA, 1646 nt
Organism: Populus nigra (black poplar)
Lineage: Eukaryota; Viridiplantae; Streptophyta; Magnoliopsida; Malpighiales; Salicaceae
Product: monolignol oxidoreductase AtBBE-like 13
Exons: 1
Coding region: 1-1620 (539 amino acids)
Molecular function (GO): oxidoreductase activity; FAD binding
Source: RefSeq, a predicted model, not a curated record